Molecule: messenger RNA, 4191 nt
Organism: Bolinopsis microptera
Lineage: Eukaryota; Metazoa; Ctenophora; Tentaculata; Lobata; Bolinopsidae
Product: coiled-coil domain-containing protein 171-like
Exons: 24
Coding region: 148-3702 (1184 amino acids)
Source: RefSeq, a predicted model, not a curated record
AUUUAGGCUUGACCGAUCCUUAAGAUCGCAUUCAGUGGAUGCAACCCAGCCCAAGAAAUUCAGAAAAAACGGUGGUGGUUUUCUGAUUGCCCAUAGAACAGACAUUGAUAUCUCGAGUUUAAAGUUCUCAAAGGACAGUAAUGAAAAAUGAGUGGAGAGCAAAGUCAUGAGAUAGAUGAAGAAGAGGUACUAAAAGGUGUAAGCAUGCUGCAACAGGAGCUUGAACUUGAAAGGUCAUUAAAUCAUGGACUGGCUACCAAGUUUGAAGAGUUAAAAGUCCACUACGAUAGUGAUAAUGAAGUAACUACUGAGCUAAGAAAAAGGAUUGUAAAGUUAGAGAAUGAAUUACUAACAGGGUUAAGCAAAGAUAACGAAAAGAGAGGAGGAGAGGAAGCCAUCAUGACUCGACUAAGAAAAUUGCUGGAGAAAAGUGAAGCUGCUCGACAUCAGUCAGAAUAUUCUCUAUUGUUGGAACAGAAAAAGAGUGGGGAACUUAAAGACGAGAUUGCUGAUAGGGAUGAAAAAUUUAGUGAAGAGACUCAGAAAUAUAAAGGGCUAUUACAAGAGUGUCAAAACCGAGCAAAAGAGUGGGAGAAAGCUGUUGCACUGGCAGAAAAAGCAGCAGAAAUGGAAAGAGAAAAUAUGGAGGCCAGUUUUGAGAAUUUGAAAGCCAUCAUUUCAGAAAGGAAUGGCCUUAUUGAGUUUGUUACCUGUGAAGCAGAAGAAAAGAAAAAGCAAGUUGAUGAUAUCGCUAAAGCCCUAUCUACUGAACAAACCGAAUGUAAAAAGACAAAAGAAAAACUCCUGACAUGUGAACAAGUUAUAAUGCAGCAAAAAGAAGGAAACAAACAAACCCUCCUUAAGUUGGCUGUGUACGAACAAAAAGAUAAAAAGCACCAACAAGAUGUGAAAGGUUGGGCUGAGGAACGUAAUAAGAUUGAAGCUCAGCUGCAAAGGGAGAGGGGUUUCAAUAUACAGAACGCUCAGCAGUUUUCUAAAGUUGAAGAAGAGCUAAUAAAGUUGGAGAAAGCUAACAAAGAACUAACAGAGUGUUUGGAAAAAGAGCGAGAAUUUAGGAAGAGAGCAGAGAGCGAGCUUGAGACUCGGACAAGGGAUAACAAAGCUCUGAUUGAGAAGAGCAGUGCACUUGAAACUAAAGUAAACAGUUUGACUCAAUCAGAAGUAAAGAUAAAAGAAGAAUUGAACCAGAAGUUAAAGGAAAAAGAAGAACACAUAUCUCAUCUGCUGGGUGAAAUAGACCAACAUCAGACAAUAUGCUCAGACUUGGCCAAUGAACUACAAACUCUUCAGACUGGUAUGGAACAGAUAGAGCAACAGUACAGUAGGAGUAUAGCAAGUAUAGAGCUGUUAUACUGCCAACAUUUUACCAGGUCUGCUUCCACACCACCGCUUGACAUGGUCACCCUUAUCUCUGAUAAAUUCAACCACCUCACUAAACAUGUGUUGGUGCAAGAAACGGAGAUAGAAUCUCUAAGACGUGCAGUGGAGAGAAGUGAAUCUUUGUGUGAAGUGCAGAAGAAAUCUAUUGAGUCUAAAUCUGAAACUAUCAAUACUUUCCAAGACCAAAUAAAAGAGCUGACAGAUCAGGCGGGAUCUCAACAACAGGAACUGACCAUAACACUCGCCACCAACAAAGCCCUACAACAACAAGUCCAGGACAUGACCACUUUGCUGGCAACCGAGCAGGAGAAAACCCUUACCCUCCUCAAGGACAAGAAGGAGGUUAUCAAACAGAAACACGACUCUCUCAAGGAGCAAUGUGAGACAGUGCGACAGAUAAGUGAGACACUAGGAGACAAGACUGGAGACACAGACUGGACUGAGAUCUGUAGAUGUGCUCUGGUGGCUGCUCAGAAGUGUUGUGCUGAGAAGAAAGAGCUGAGUGUACUGCUAAAAGAAGCACAAGAAGAGAUAAAAACGUGUCACGUGUCCAUGGAAACGCUUAGUAAAGCUGUGGACUCAACACGUGUGGAUUGUUCCCGGAAGCUGGCUGAAAGUGAGACCUUGCAUUCCGAUCAUACCAAAUCCCUGGAGGAUAACUAUCUGCAACUCAUAGAUACUCUCAACACUAAACUCAAGGGGAUAGAAAUGAAUUCCUCAACAACAAAUGACAAGAUUAGAUCGUUUUACCAAGAGAACGAGAAGCUGAAGGAACAUGUUCAUUCUCUUGAAGAGGAUCUUCUGACAUGUGAACAGCGAAGAGUAAACUUCCAAGCAGCAGUAGGAAUGUUAGGGAGCACAGUGCUACAUCACAUGAACAGUUAUAACAGACUUCUACACGUUCUAUCAUUCUACAAACACCAGUCGAUAAUAGCUGAAGUCCAGUCUGAGGAGCUAGUGUCACUCUCAAACGCUUUGUCUGACCAGGAAACUACUCAACAUCCCAUAUUCAAAUUCAGAAAAGGGGUUAUAGCAGUGCUAGCAGCAAACAGACUGAAAGUGUUGGGGAGAGAGUUUAAACAGAACUAUGUGCUUGGAGUACCCGAGGGGAACAACCCUAUCACAUGGCUGGAAAGUGAAGGUCUGGAUAAGCUGGUGACUAGUUCAGUGCGACAUUGGAGAAGGCGACCGUUAGCGAACACAGCUGAUAAAUUAGUUUCUGCUAUUUACAACAACACUUCUACGUUGUGUGCCGAAAUGUAUUCAGGAAGUCUUCUCCACAAAAUAGCCCUAGGACAGAGAGACGUGGCACACGCAUACAACUUACCGAAUCCGGUUGGAAACGUGCGGACAUUUGUGUUAAACCUCACUCAAAGACUGCACUCUGUUGAAAUUGAACGGAGGUCCCUUAUCGCAAAAGUGAACCACUGGCAAAAAGAGGCGACUGGAUUGAAGGGAGCCGUUGAACAAACCGACAUUCUCAGCCGCAAGGUGCAGGAGCUAGAGAGCAUGGCGUUCGAUACCGUCCCUCUCUCAAAGCAUGAAGGAGUGAUGAGAGAAUUGGCUUCGGUAAUGUCCAGAGAAGAAUGUUUGAGAGAGGAGUCUCAUAACAUGAGAGGGCACCUCAAAAGAUUGGAGGAGGACUAUGAAAAUGUUUUGUCUCAACUAAAUGAGCGUUCAGAAACAUUAGAUGAGGCUAUCAAGGAACUGUCUAAUCAGAAGGUACAACACAGACAGUCAGAACAGACGCAACGACAAAACACCCGCAAGAUAUCGUCUUUGGAGGGCGACAAGAAAACCAUAUUUGAGCAACUGCAGACCGUUCAGAAAUGUGCGGACAUUAGAAUCAGAGACCAUGAGAUCCUGAUGGGUUACCUCUCCAAACUGCAAGUAGCACUCCAGGAACGUAAGAUAAGAGUGACGUCCGGGAAUCUGAGCAGCAAUACUGGGUAUUUGUCUGCGGAUGGAGAUCACAACGUGGAGGUGGAGGAGGUUCAGAAGAUCUGUGCUAUGUACGAAGAUAUCCUGAAACUUACUCAUCGCCGAGUGAACGGUUUAGAGCGAGAUGUACAGAGUUUUAAAUCUCAUACUGACUCUUUAAAAGGGGAACUCUCAGCUGCUUGUCAGAGACUUGCCCUAGAGGAUAUCCCGGUUGGUAAACCUCUGGUGGGUUUCGACUUAAAUAAAAACGAAAGUCUAGUUCCUCUAGUCCAGAGAUCGGAUUCUCAGGUCAAGGAACUGGGAGCCAAGGUCGGGCAGAACUUUUCAGAUGUUAUUGAUAAUGUUAUGAGUUGGUCUUGAACCUUUAUAAUAAAGUGUUAAAAUUGGGUUAUUUGACGGCGGAUAAUUUUAAUCGUACGUCCUAUUUUGUAGAACGUGCUAUGGUCUACGAGGAUUUUAUAAUUCUACAGUUCUACACAUUUGGCUACGACAUGUUAUUUCUUGAUAUCCGGAAAUUCUCUACCAAACGAGUUUAGCGGAAGUUUAUCUAAUUAGUGGCCAUGUGGUGAUGUGGUAGUACAUAUGAUUGGGUGCUCUCAUAAUAUCCGACCAUUUCAUUGAUUUCCGGAACGAUUUGGCAUGGGAAUCUUUUUCGUACAUUUUAUUGAAGUUAUUGGAUGUUGUUACGGUUGAGCAGUAUUUGUCUGUGAAUUUAGGACUAAGUUUUUAUUUUUAUUUGUAUCGACAAUCGAGUUUCUAAGACUGAAAUCGAAUUUUUUGUAUAUAAUAUUCAUAUCAAUUGUACACAUACCAACUAUUUAAACAUAAUGCAUGCCACUUGGCGCUUAA